Molecule: messenger RNA, 1575 nt
Organism: Pestalotiopsis fici W106-1
Lineage: Eukaryota; Fungi; Ascomycota; Sordariomycetes; Amphisphaeriales; Sporocadaceae
Exons: 7
Coding region: 1-1575 (524 amino acids)
Biological process (GO): transmembrane transport
Cellular component (GO): membrane
Molecular function (GO): transmembrane transporter activity
Source: RefSeq, a predicted model, not a curated record
AUGGCUUCCAUUGAAAAGGCGGAAGCAAGCGAAAUCGAUCGCGUGUCAGAUGGCGAUGGGGGCCACCGGCGCAGCCAUGGCCAUGACCAUGCAAGGCUAUCCGAGCGAGAGGAGAUUGGUCGCAUCGACGCCAUGGCCGACGCUCCUGGGGUGUCGAUGGAGAGUUUUGCGCAUUUGGACGAGAAGAAAAUUCUUCGCAAAAUGGACAUGCGUUUGAUCCCGAUGCUCGCCUUGUUGUACCUCUUGUCAUUCUUGGAUCGUGGAAACAUUGGAAACGCCAAAAUCGAGGGACUACAAGAAGACUUGGGCAUGACCUCUGAUCAAUACAACUGGUGUCUCACCGUCUUCUUCUUCAGCUACGCCGCCUUUGAAGUUCCCAGCAAUCUGCUACUGAAAAAGCUCCGUCCCAGCCGCUGGUUGCCUCUGAUCAUGGUCGUCUGGGGCACUGUAAUGACUCUCAUGGGUAUUGUACAAAGCUACUCGGGCCUUCUCGCUGCUAGGUUCUUCCUGGGAGUUGCCGAGGCCGGGUUAUUCCCUGGAUGUGCUUAUUACCUCACCAUGUGGUACUGCCGUCAUGAGAUCCAGCUCAGACAAGCAAUGUUCUUUUCCGCGGCUUCAAUAGCUGGCGCUUUCAGUGGCCUCUUGGCGUUUGGCAUUUCGAAAAUGGAUGGCGUAGGAAACCUCGAAGGAUGGCGGUGGAUCUUCAUUUUGGAGGGUAUCGCCACUGUCAUUGUUGCGGCUCUCGCUUUUUUCUGUCUUCACGAUUUUCCCGAGACGGCCAAGUUCUUGACCGAAGAAGAGCGCGCAUUCGUCGUGUUCCGCCUCAAGUACGGACAGGACAAGAAGGCCGAAUCAAAGGGUCAGAGGUCUGUGGCCGAAGUUGAUGAGUUCCAGUGGAAGUAUGUUUGGCAAGCUUUCCGUGACUGGCAGAUCUGGAUCAAUAUUUUCGUUUAUUGGGGGAUUGUCUGCCCCUUAUAUGGUAUCAGCCUCUUUCUCCCAACAAUUAUCAAAUCACUUGGCUAUGCUUCGACAACUGCCCAGCUUCUCACUGUUCCUAUCUACAUCACGGCUGCCAUUCUUGCUGUCCUUUUCGCCUAUAUUUCGGAUCGUGUGGGAAAGCGUAGCCCAUUUGUGGUUUCGUUUUUACUCAUGAUGAUUUUAGGAUUCGCCAUGUGCAUCUCUACCUCCAACCCAAAGGUCAUCUACGGCGGCGUCUUUGUCGCGGCGUGUGCCAUUUACCCAUCCUUUCCCGGCAAUAUCGCGUGGCUCAGCAACAACCUCGCGGGCAGCUACAAGCGGAGCGCGGGCAUGGCGAUCCAGAUUGGCGUGGGCAACCUCGGCGGCGCCAUGGCGUCCAACUUCUAUCGUGCACGCGAUGCGCCGCAAUACCAUUUGGGGCACGCCCUGGAACUGGCGUUCAUCUCGGUAGGCAUCGCGGCAGCGUUGAUACAGGUCUUUUCCUACGCGGCUAUCAAUAAGAAACGAGCCCGUCAUUUGCAAAAUGGGGAUCAGUUCAGUCAGGCAGAACUGGCUGCCAAGGGAGACAAGGCUGUUACUUUCAGAUACAUGUAUUGA